Messenger RNA from Diaporthe amygdali, 1230 nucleotides. Its product is annotated as Och1-like protein. The transcript has a single exon. Gene Ontology annotation, biological process: protein N-linked glycosylation. Gene Ontology annotation, molecular function: alpha-1,6-mannosyltransferase activity. Lineage: Eukaryota; Fungi; Ascomycota; Sordariomycetes; Diaporthales; Diaporthaceae. The coding region runs from base 1 to 1230 and encodes 409 amino acids. Gene Ontology annotation, cellular component: mannan polymerase complex. The record is from RefSeq and is a predicted model, not a curated record.
AUGUUCAAUGUUAAACGAAAGCCGAUGCUGAUCCCCGUCUCGGCGCGAGCGAAAAGCCCCCGGCGACAGCCCAACAUGCUCACCGUGAAGCGCGCCCUGAUCGCCGCCGCCUUCUUCAUUACCCUACUCUACAUCGUCACGCGGUCGCAUGGGCCCGACACCCCAGCACCCGUGCCAAUAGUACCAGACUCGUUUCCAAAAGCAGACGACGCACACGAGCCCUCGAGACAAUCCUCCUCCUCGACAGGCACACCCCAUGCCUCGGUAGGGAAGCCAGCUAGCAAUGGGGGUGCCGCUGCUGGCGGUGGUGUGGCCGGCCAAAAGACAAUGCAGGACAUGUCCAAGCUGUCCACCUACGACAAGCUCGCAUAUCAGUUCCCCUACGACGUUGAGACCAAGUUCCCCGCGUACAUCUGGCAGACAUGGAAAUACAACCCGUCGAGCGGCAAGUUCCAGUUCAGGGAAGAGGAGGCCUCAUGGACGGAGCUUCACCCAGGUUUCAUUCAUGAAGUCAUCACGGACGACGUCGCCGAGAACCUGAUCAAGCUGUUCUACGCCUCUGUGCCGGAGGUGAUCGAGGCCUACGACGCGAUGCCUCUCCCCGUCCUGAAGGCGGACUUUUUCCGGUACCUGAUCCUGCUGGCGCGUGGUGGCGUCUACAGUGAUAUCGACACAUCGGCGCUCAAGUCGGCAGUGGAGUGGGUCCCCGAGUCUGUGCCGCGCGAGACUGUGGGCUUGGUGAUUGGCAUUGAGGCAGACCCAGACAGGCCCGACUGGCACGAUUGGUACAGCCGGAGGAUCCAGUUCUGCCAGUGGACAAUACAGUCGAAGCCGGGGCACCCAGUCCUGCGCGAUAUCGUCGCGCGGGUUGCGGCCGAGACGCUCAAGAGGAAGAGGUCAGGGUUGCUCGACGGGAUGGACACCAAGAACGUAAUAGAAUUCACGGGACCUGCUGUCUGGACCGAUACGAUCUUCGAGUACUUCAACGACCCGCGGUAUUUCGACAUGAGCACAAGCAAGGGGGCGAUCGACUGGAAGAACUUCACGGGCAUGGAGGUUGCCAAGAAGGUCGGCGACGUGAUCGUUCUGCCCAUCACGAGCUUCUCGCCCGGCGUACAGCAGAUGGGCGCGAAGGAGCCCGACGACCCAAUGGCGUUCGUGCAUCACGAUUUUGAGGGUGAGUUGGAAACACUGAACGGAACAACGGAGCGCAAGCGAAUUGAAGACUGA